AUGAAUAUUGUCUCUUACAACAUUAGGGGUGGCGGUAAUCCGUUGAAGCAAAGACGGAUUAAGGAGUGUCUUAUGAAGGGUAAGGCGGAUUUAUGUUUUCUACAAGAAACCAAGAUUAAGUCAAUAUCAGGUAAAAUUGUAAAUUCCUUAUGGAGUGAUUGUGGUGUCGAGUGGUCUGCGCACGAUUCUAGAGGGCAGUCAGGGGGGCUGCUAAUCAUGUGGAAGAUGGAUGUUUUUUCUCCGGUUUUUAGCUUUGGUGGUACAGGUUUGAUAGGAAUAUGUGGUAAUUUUGGUGGUAAGCAAUGUUUCUUUGUUAACGUCUAUUCGCCCUGUGACCUUUUAUCCAAGCGAAAGUUGUGGGAAGAUCUGUUAUCUCUCAGAAGUAAGUGGGGUGGAGGGGAAUGGUGUCUUGGGGGCGAUUUCAAUACGGUUAGAUUUCCUUCAGAGCAUAUUGGCCGCAGUAAUUCUCAAAGGUCUCAGGAUUCACACGAGUUCAACGACUUCAUUGGCCUAAUGAACCUCAUUGAUCUUCCAACUAGCCACAGGAAAUUUACUUGGUGUAAGGGAGGUGUAGGUGGUGCAAUGAGAAGAAUUGACAGGUUUCUCCUAUCGGAUGGCAUGGUGUCUCUUUUGUGUGCUGACUGUCAGGUGGUUGGUCGUAAGGAUAUUUCGGACCAUAGUCCGAUUUGGCUGGAUUGUAACUCGCAAAACUGGGGACCAAAACCGUUUAGAACUCUGAACACAUGGCCGGAGCAUCCGGGUUUGGUCGAAUUUGUUGAUAAAGAAUGGAAGGCUUUAAGGAUCAAAGGCUCUUGUGCUUUUGUUGUCAAAGAGAAAUUCAGAUGUCUUAAGGAGAGCUUGAGGAGCUAG
Messenger RNA from Vicia villosa (hairy vetch), 870 nucleotides. RefSeq lists its product as uncharacterized. Lineage: Eukaryota; Viridiplantae; Streptophyta; Magnoliopsida; Fabales; Fabaceae. The coding region runs from base 1 to 870 and encodes 289 amino acids. The record is from RefSeq and is a predicted model, not a curated record. Gene Ontology annotation, molecular function: catalytic activity. The transcript has a single exon.